GAGCUCCCAGUCUCCCCGCGGCAAGCUUCAGAGCUCCAAGGAGCGGGAACGGGGAUUCCCUCAGCGCAGACUCCCGGUGCAGCUCCUGAGCACAAAGGCCACACCCUCACAGGCCAGGCAUCGCGGGGGGAUAGAGCGUUGGCUUCUUCCGAAGUACCUGGAUACCUGAGGUACCCAAGUAAGGACAGGAAUAAUGAAGAGACACGUGUGUUAGUUGCAACCUUUUGAACCAAGCAAGAAGGAAGUCAACAGUGUGGACAGGGCUGGAACGGUUGCCACGCUUGCUUGUUGGAGUGAAUGAGGAAUGGGCUUGUGAUUAUGCUGACAUUCCAGCAUGAAUCUGGUAGACCUGUGGUUAACCCGUUCCCUCUCCAUGUGUCUCCUCCUACAAAGUUUUGUUCUUAUGAUACUGUGCUUUCAUUCUGCCAGUAUGUGUCCCAAGGGCUGUCUCUGUUCUUCCUCUGGGGGUUUAAAUGUCACCUGUAGCAAUGCAAAUCUCAAGGAAAUACCUAGAGAUCUUCCUCCUGAAACAGUCUUAUUGUAUCUGGACUCCAAUCAGAUCACAUCUAUCCCCAAUGAGAUUUUUAAGGACCUCCAUCAACUGAGAGUUCUCAACUUGUCCAAAAAUGGCAUUGAGUUUAUCGAUGAGCAUGCCUUCAAAGGAGUAGCUGAAACUUUGCAGACUCUGGACUUGUCUGACAACCGGAUUCAAAGCGUGCACAAAAAUGCCUUCAAUAACCUGAAGGCCAGGGCCAGAAUUGCCAACAAUCCUUGGCACUGUGACUGUACUCUACAGCAAGUUCUGAGGAGCAUGGCAUCUAACCAUGAGACAGCCCACAACGUGAUCUGUAAGACUUCUGUGUUGGAUGAACACGCCGGGAGACCAUUCCUCAAUGCUGCCAAUGAUGCUGACCUUUGUAACCUCCCUAAAAAGACUACUGAUUAUGCCAUGCUGGUCACCAUGUUUGGCUGGUUCACCAUGGUGAUCUCCUAUGUGGUGUAUUAUGUGAGGCAAAAUCAGGAGGAUGCCCGGAGACACCUUGAAUACUUGAAAUCCCUGCCGAGCAGGCAGAAGAAAGCAGAUGAGCCCGAUGACAUUAGCACUGUGGUAUAGAGUCCAAGCAGACUGGCACUGAGAAAGAAAUUAGUUGGCAAUUGCAAUAGAUUAAGUGGUUUACUUCUCCCAUCCAUUGUAAACAUUUAAAACUUUGUAUCUCCGUUUCUUUUGAAUUAUGCCACUGUUGAACUUUUAACAAACAUGAUGACAUAACGAAUCAUUUUAGUUUAGGUGACCCACCCCUUACUUGUACCCCCAGUGGUAUAUUCCUGAGUAAGCUACUAUCUGAACAUAACUUAGAUCCAUCUCACUAUUUAAUAACGAAAUUUAUUUUUUUAAUUUAAAACCAAAUAAAAGCUUAACUUUGAACCAUGGAAAACA
Molecule: messenger RNA, 1438 nt
Organism: Neomonachus schauinslandi (Hawaiian monk seal)
Lineage: Eukaryota; Metazoa; Chordata; Mammalia; Carnivora; Phocidae
Gene: LRRC3B
Product: leucine rich repeat containing 3B
Exons: 2
Coding region: 335-1114 (259 amino acids)
Molecular function (GO): protein binding
Source: RefSeq, a predicted model, not a curated record